Messenger RNA from Lindgomyces ingoldianus, 1917 nucleotides. Its product is annotated as acetyl-CoA synthetase-like protein. Bases 244 to 1917 code for a protein of 557 amino acids. Gene Ontology annotation, biological process: secondary metabolic process. NCBI's taxonomy places the organism in Eukaryota, Fungi, Ascomycota, Dothideomycetes, Pleosporales, Lindgomycetaceae. The transcript has 6 exons. Gene Ontology annotation, molecular function: CoA-ligase activity. The record is from RefSeq and is a predicted model, not a curated record.
UGCUCUUCCUAGGUGGCUUAGCUGGCCGAGGGUAAUGCUCGCCGAGAGCUACUAUCUGAUGCCCGGGAUAGCGCGCCAGUCUGACAUGACCCGCUAAUGCAUCAGACCCUCCAUCUUUCGCAAAUCUACGGAUUAGUUAGGUAACUACGUAUAAAGCUUCGUAAAUGCGUCCCGGUUCAUCGUGUCUUCUUUUCUUUUCUUUUCUUGGUUUGUCUUUUUCUUUCUCCCUAGAAUUCAGCGAUCAUGCCAUUCCUUUCAAAGACGCAGGUCGACAUACCUACCCAAGACAUUCUAUCUUGGUGCUUUGACAAUCCCCAAUACGACCUCGAUCAGCCUCUCUGGAUCGAUGCCUCGAAUCCGCAACGAUCAGUCUCUGGCCGCGAAGCUCGCACGCUCAUCUGCAAGUUUGCAGCCGGCUUACGUAAAAAUGGCCUACAGCCAGGUGAUUGUGUCGUAGUAUCCUCAUUCAACCAUCUUCACUAUCCGAUCCUAAUCUUUGCGAUCGUCGCAGCAGGGGGUGUCUACACUGGUACGAAUCCCAGUUACACGGCGUACGAGAUCGCCCACCAUGUCAACAUCACGCAUGGGAAGUUUUUUAUCUGUGAACCGGAGAUUUUAAAGCCGGUACUGGACGCGAAGCACGAUUUGCCAAAGGAGAAGAUAUUUAUUUUUGAUCAUUCGGGUCAGGACAUUCCUGAAGGCUUCAAGUCUUACAAGACGCUACUUGACCAUGGAGAAGCAGAAUGGGCCCGCUUCAGCUCCCCCACAGAAUCCCAAACGACAACCGCCAUGCUCUUCUUCAGCAGCGGCACCACCGGCCUCCCCAAGGCCGUCCAGGUCUCACACUACAAUAUCAUCGCCCAAUACACUCUCGUCUUCGAGACACAACCCCGACCCUACCCUAUCAGCCGCCUCGUCUCCCUCCCUCUCUUCCACAUGGCCACCACACCACCAGCACUCAUCGCACCCCUGCGCGCCGGACACACGACCUACAUGAUGCGGCGAUUUGAGCUAGAGGCCUUUCUCGCAUAUCAUGAAAAAUACCGCAUUACUGAGUUGUGUUUUAUCGUGCCGCCGAUAGUUAUCAGCAUCAUCAUGAGCCCGCUGAGCAAAAAAUAUAGUCUCAAAAGCGUGCGCUUAGCCGCCUGUGGGGCCGCACCACUAGACAAAGUCCCGCAAGCUCAAUUCAAAGAGCUUCUCGCUCCCGAAGCACCUUUUACACAGGUGUGGGGUAUGACAGAAUGCUCGUGUGUAGCGACAAUGUUCCCCCACUCUGAGCACGACGCCACUGGGAGCGUGGGCAGGUUGAUACCAAACCUUGAUAUCAAAUUAGUAGAUGAGCUUGGGAAGGAUGUCAGUGCGCCGAAUAUCAGGGCGGAAAUCUGUAUUCGCGGUCCGACGAUCACGCGAGGCUAUUUCGAAAACCCGGAAGCGAAUGCUAGGGACUGGGAUGAGGAGGGGUAUUUUCAUACUGGAGAUAUAGGUUUUGUAGAUGAGGGCGGGAAGUGGUAUAUUGUUGACCGGAAGAAGGAGUUAAUCAAAGUCCGCGGUUUCCAAGUUGCACCCCCCGAGCUCGAGGCCGUUCUCCUCUCACACCCGUCAAUCGUCGACGCAGGCGUGAUCGGGAUAUCAGUGCCGACGCGCGAUAUCCAGCUUCCCCGUGCGUACGUUGUUCAACGUGAUGAUACUAAUGAUCUUACUGAAGAGGAUGUGAUCGCGUUUGCAGCCGAACGACUGGCGAAGUAUAAGAGACUUGAUGGGGGAGUUAGAUUUGUGGAGAGUAUUCCGAAAACGGCGAGUGGCAAGAUUUUGAAGAGAACAUUGAGGGAGUGGGCGGGGAGGGAGGUGGGGAAACAUUGCCUCGGGCCAGUAAAAUGUAUACCAAAUGAUGCUAUGUCUAGUUCUCAAAAAAUCUAG